AUGGUCAAAUUUGGCAAAGGUGCGGCACGGCUUUUAGCUCCGCCCAAAAGUUUGCGCCGCAUCAUGUGAUGACGUCACUAAGGCUCCGUUGAAAAUUGGAGCUCACAGUUUUUUUUCUGUUUUUCGUCAAUCCCAACGUGUCUUAACUUCAUGCACAUUCAUAAAUAAUAUUACAUUUCUAUCCAUUAUUCCUCCUUCUCGAAUUUUUUACUUUCAGAGGUUAUGCCUCUUGGGUUUUUCGGAAAAGAUUCGGGUAAACCUCAGCCGUUGACUGGAACUUCAAGCACAAAAGAAAAGAAAGAAGCCCCCGAGAAAGAUUGUCGCGGAUCCGUCAUCCGGCUUCAAAAUGCGACAGUUAUCAUCGAAAAGAAGCUUGCGGAAGGUAUAUAUAAACAUAAAAUCGUCCUUUUUUUUUAGAGUUUUAGUCGAGAUUUUAUGAUAUGUAUGCUGGUUCACUCAUUCCAGGCGGAUUCGCGAUUGUUUAUUUGGUAACGGAUCGCAAGAAUCGGCAAUUUGCAUUGAAGCGGCAAUUCAUCAACGACGAUCCAAAACACGUUGAGGCCUGCAUGCGAGAAUGCAAAAUUGUGGUAAAACAGUUUCCUUCACACCACUUUUUUUCUCUCAACAUCCCUUAUUUGAAAGCAUAACUCCGUUUAGCUUUUUAGUGCGAGUUGAACGGCCACAAAAACAUUGUUGGGUACGUGGACCACUUGAUAACUCAAAGCAGAAACGGGAUCUACGACUGUAUGUUGCUCACGGCCUACUACAAAGGUUGUCCGCUCCCUUCUUUUUUCAUCAGUUUCCGGAUUUUCAGCUAGCGUGUUACAAUUGAUGAAUGAUCGGCUGGCGGCAGGGCAAGGACUUUCUUCGUCGGAAGUUCUUUCCAUCUUUUGCGAUAUGAACGAAGCAGUCGCCAGACUCCAUCAUUCUCAAACGCCGGUCAUUCACCGUGACUUGAAGGUGAAAUCGUAAAAUAAUAACCUAUCAUAGUUAUUGAUGUACAUCCCAAUAGAAAAAGCGUACAAGAUCGCAGAAUUAGUAGGAAGAUGCUUUUGAAGGCUUUUUAUCUCUGGUCUCUGAAUCUUAAGAUGAACAUAUGUUUUGCUAAGUUAAUCAACUUUAAAGUUUUUUAUUUAUUUUUUAUUUCAACAUUUUUUUCGAAGAAAAGGAUUUGCUAACUUUAAUUGAAAUAAAACAGUUUUUCGCCAAUCAAAAGGAAUUUUCAAAAGCGUUUCAGGUCGAAAACAUUCUUAUCGACGAGAGGAACCGCGCCGCUCCUCCGACCUAUGUUCUUUGUGAUUUUGGAAGUGCAACGACCAAGGUACACGAAAUCUUUCCGUUUUUAAAACAAAAAGGUUCAGGUUCUUUCUACUGAAACACACGCAGCGCGGUUCGUUCAAGAUGAAAUCGAGCGGUACACGACUUUAAGCUACAGAGCCCCUGAAAUGGUCGAUAUUUACGCUGGAAAAUCUAUUGGUAAGGGCUGAGAUCACCCUUGAAAGUACUAAAAUGGCGUUCUUCGAAAGAAAAAAAUUUCACGUUGUUUUCAAAAUAAAAUAAAAUAAUAAGCUUUCACUCAAAAAAAAGGUUCACAAUUGAACGUACGUUUGAAAUUUCUUGAUAAAUGCCUCAUUUCGGACAGUUUGAAGUUUAUUUUUUUCCUUUCGCUUUUUUUCUAUAGUCAUAUAAUUGUGAUUAACUCGAAACUAUUUCAAAGUAGUCGAAGCUAUUUUUGAUUUGGUGCAAGUCAUUUUGUCUAAUUUCAGGAACCAAGUCGGACAUGUGGGCGCUGGGCGUCAUGCUCUACAAAUUGUGCUACUUCGCGCUUCCUUUCGGAGAAUCCGCGAUGGCCAUUCAAAACGGAACAUUUUCUUUCCCGCCACAGCCUGAGUAUCCUCUCAGCAUAAAGUCCAUCAUUCGUACGUUUUGAUCCUGUAGAAAUUCAGAAGCUUUUCUGAGCAUUAGUAGAAGUUUUGUUUUGAUUAAAAAGCUCUGCAUAGUUCAAAAAAAAAACCAGCUCGUUAUAUACUGAUCAAAAGUUAAUAGCUCCAAAAUUAUUCAGAUUGUCUUCUCGACGCCGAUAUCACGCGUCGACUGUCCAUUUUCGAAUGCGCGAGUUUGGCUUUUCAAGCGAUUGGUUCGAGCAGAUCGCCUGUGGAGGACGUUUAUGUGAGGAUUAUUUCUUAUAACGAACUCAUUCUCUGAAGAUAACAGUAAACUUCGGUUUGUUCUAUUUUUCCAGCAAAAAAAACCUAAGAAACAUUAUUAAGAAGGUUUCUAUCAAUUUCAGCAAAUUGAAAAAGAUUUCAUAAAGCUUCACAACUGCGAAAAAAAGAAAGAAAGUGAGAAUUUGGAAAAAGUAGUUAAACCAUUUUUUUCAUCGUUUCUUUUCGAUGUUUAAAAGUUUAAAAACCUCAUUUUCACAGAAAUAUAACUUCUGCUGCUUCCCAGAUUAAUUUUUUUCAAAUCUUUAGGAUAUUCCUAUAAAUAUUUAGAAAACCUAUAAAUAUUUGGAAAAUAAUUUUAAAAAAGUAUUCCGACAUUCCAGAGAGAGGGCGCGCCCUCGUUGGAGGAGGUGAUUGCGGCUUUCAGCGCGGGUCGUCCCAGGGACGUGCGUCGCAAAAGUGUCCCAAGCACGACUCCCGCAGUUCCUCCGACCGGCGACUUGUGCUCAACGGAACCGAGCUCGGGACUGCCGCUUGGGACUUCGGCCACCACUUCGGUGAAUCCGCGUCUCCGGCCGAAACCCAUGGCUAGCGUUCCUGUCGUUCCUGUUCUGACCGGGAAUUCCAAGGUAUAUAGUUUUCUAGGAGGAUUAGUUUUAGAAGAAAUAAACUGUUCGUAGUUGAGUACAAUAAAAAUAAUUGAGGUAGAACGUGAGAAAAAAGGGUUUACAACUUUUUUUAAAAUCAAUUUUUUGUUAUAUCAAGCGAGAGUUCUUAAAAAUCAUCCUUCUUUUCAGUAAAUUUUUUUUUCAUUGUUUUUCAAUGGAUUUCGGCUUUUCCCAAUUUUCUCUCUUAUCUUUCGAAAUAUCAAAGCUUCUUUUUUUCAGUCGCAUGUGCCGCCGCAAAUUCGUGCGCUUGACAUCGCAGCCGACUCUACGGAUUUGGGUUCUCUCUCUGGUUUGUUUUCUUUUUGAUUUUUGGACGCAUUUUAGUAAACAAAGUAAUGUCAAUAAAAGAAUUUUUUUCAAAGUUUUAUCAUUGCUAUUUCUUUUUUAAAAUUCUUUACUUAUAGCUCUAUUUUUAUAGUACAUGGAGAUUAUUUUUUGAGUACAAUUCUUCCUCUUUUCUAGAGAAGAGAUUUCUUUUAAUGUCUUUCAAAUCUCAAGUAAUUUAUUUUUAUGCUUGUCUUUUUUUUUUUUCUUCUUUUUUUCAUUGGUAUUCUCAAAUUUCAAUGAUGAGCUGUUUGCGCUUCUUUUUAUAAUUUAAACGGUCAUAGAAAAAAUUAACAGCGCCUAAAAACGAGAGAAGAGAGUGCGCAGAAAAACGAGAGUUUCUCAAGUGGUGGCGAACAAAUUAUUGAAGUGAACCUAUCAGUGUUUUGAAAUAUUUCACAAUUUUUUUUUUCUGGUUAGUAAACGAUUGAAAAGUCUAGCGUUGUUCCAUCUUUUUUUCUCGCACAUAGACAAAUGCAUGCGGUUCAGAUGACUUAUUGAGAAAAAAAUCUGUAAUAAAAUUGAAAAAAAUUCUUCUUUUUCCAAACUUUUUGUAGAAAGCCUUCUCCGUUCCUCUCACACUCCAUUCCAUGUUCGAAAGGAACUCUCUGACACUUCUGCUCGUUAGCAUUUGUAAGACAUCUGGAAUAUUAGAAAAACGUGGGUGGGAAUCAACGGCGGCGGAUGCGAGUCAGAUUGAUUACAAAUGCGCACUUUUCCCCUCUCUCCGUCCCGAGUUCUCAUUUCUCUGGUUCCUUUUUUUGUUUUUACUCUUUACACGUGGUCCGUUUUUUUUAAGUUCGAAUUGAUUCUCACGCUGACACAUUUUUCUCCAUGCAUUUCGUUAAUCUCUGUCUGAAGAAGAGGCCGUGAAUUUUUGGCGCUCGAAGAUUCACGCAGUUGACAGCUCAUUCAAAUGUUUUUCGAUUUCUCUUUCAGAUUUCAACUCCCGUUUUUCAUGAAAACAAAUUAUAAUUAAGCUGCAUUCACUUUCUUUUUUCCAAAUUGCUCGUCUGAAUUAUUGGGACAAAGUUCAAAUUGAUUGACGAAUAGCCGCGUUCUUUCCUAAACGGAUCUCCUAUACGAAGAGAAAAAAAAAAUCAAGUUUGAUUCCAGUGUAACUGAAAGAUAAAAAAACGAUUUUUAAGCACAUUUCGCAAUCAAAUUAAAUGUUUUUUUGCUUUUUGAGAAAUAAUCUUCCGAUCGUAGAAGGGGAAAUUUUCAUGCUGGGGGACUAUAAUUAAAAUGUAACGAUGAUAAGUUAAGUGGCAAAGUGUCUGGGGCGGGUUUUGUUGCCAUAGCGCCUUCGGUUUCAUUCGUUUUUUUUUCUUUAGAUUCUCAGGCAGACUUGGAUUUUGGACCUUUUUCAUAAAAAGAGUGCUUUUCUGUGGGGAUCAUCUUUUUGUCUCAUCGAAUAUCCUAUAUCACCAAUGACAAAUUGUUGUUGGGUCGCGAUUUCUUAUCAAUUGUGUCAUUUCGUUACGUUCUGUCUUUAACCGAUUACCUUUCUUGUACAUUCACAUAAUCAGUUGAAUAAUGUGAUUAAGUGUUUAUUGCUUCAAUUUAUGGAGGAGUACAGUUCACUUCGUUUAAAUGAAGUAAAGUUUUGCAAUUUUUUGAAAAAUAAUUUUCAAGGUAAUAGUUUGUACAGAAGGAUAUAUACUUUAGCUCGUUUUUUGAAUUCGAACAAAGUGAAGAAAAUAAUUCAAACGCUUUAGAUUCACGAUUGAUAACUUCUGGAGACAUUUCUCAACUUUCGUCGAGUGCCGCGGUCUCUUCAGGUGGUCCGUUGUCUUGUCCUCUCAUCAAACCCGCCGACCUAGGAUUCACCGACCUUGGUAUUAUUCUCCGGCUUUUGAAACAUAAAACAACAUAAUGUCUUUCACAGACGAAGCGCUGCUCCGUGGACGAGCUGCGACCGACGCCACGCGACUUGCGACUUCUUCGCUGGCAGUCACGGUCGAAGUGCAGCAGGCCGAAACUACACACGCUUCUCUCCCAUCAGUCGCAACAACGUCGGCAAACGCUUCGCAGCAACAUCGCCGGAACGCCAGCGAUACGUCACAGAUGAUGCGCAGUGCUUUCAAGUGCGGAUUCUCGCCUCCGUAUCACCAGAAAAGUGGCUAUUUCAGGCCUUACAGCCAGACUGCGGCGCCGAGUUCUCCACGGCGAGAAGGAGGCGACGGAGGCGUGUGGAAUCCUUUUUUGUCAGCACCUUUCCCUCCAAAUCAAGCGAUGGACGACCAGCAUUUUGGCAAAUAUUUCGAUGAAUUGCCGAGAAGAACUGGUGAGUAAAUCAGUAUAAUAAUAAUAAAGAAUGGAACAGAAGUUCAUAUUUUCAAAACAAGAGAGAUUAGAGAAUAAGAGUUUGAAGGAACCGCUGAUGACGCCGACGACGACACGAGCUCGAUAGACUCGCGAGAUCCGUUCGGCGCGGCGCCUUUCGAUCUUCCUGCGGCCUCGACUGCUUCCAGCCGUCCAGGUAGUCAACUUCAAACGACUUGGCGGCGCCCCGUUCGCGUGUCUUCCUUCCUCGCCAAUAAUCCCAAUUUGCCUCACCGGAACGCUCCGUCGCCUCUCCUCAGCAAUGCGUCGAGCAGUUUUUCCGUCAAAAUUGAAGCUCCACCAGUUGCUCCGACUAGAACCACCUCUCGCUGGACUCCCUUUAGAGAUCCUUUCUAACUUGUCAGUCAAAAAAAUUUUAGCUUACGAAAGCUCUUUGAAACAUUCUUUACCGUCCUGCUCAGUUUUCAGACCCUCUGUGCAAUUUAGCAUGGCUUUUUUGUACAAAUAUUUAAUAUUCAGCAUGCCCAUUUUUGAAAUCUCUGUGUGUAAAGUAGCGAGUUUGUAAAUAUAGAUUUUUUUAAAUGUUUCAUGACGUGUUCUUUUUUUCUUCAUACCAGUCACUUUAAAUAUACCUGUGAUUCUAGUCAGCGAUUUGAAAGCUUUGUGAUAUUUUUUUUAUGCAGCAUAAUUCUUGCCUUGGUUCAUAAACUUUUUGUUUCGAAAACUUUCGGUGGUUUUGCGUGUUUGUGCGGGCUGAAAAGACGAAGCAUGCGGCGGUGGUGUCCCUAUUAUUAAUAUUCACUUGUUUCUUGACGAUUCGAAAUUGUGGGAUAUUUCAGAAUUGGUCGCCGCACGGCUGCCAACCGUCGAGCUUGACGGGGAAACGCAGACAGAUGGCCGCAAAAAUACGGUAUGCUCGCAAAGUGGAAAAGUUGAUGCAAUGGUUGAAAAGAGUUUAUUGAAGUUUUCGAAAGAAAUAAUGCUCCAAAAAUACGAAAUAAAAAAUGCGUGUAUUGAAAAGCUUGGAUUGGAUGAAGCUAGCCUUCGGCCUCGCUAUAUCACUUUUGCUGAAAAAAUUGCUGAAAAAAAUUGUUUAAAAUAAUUGGCGGGGUAAAAAGUUGAAAAACGGACUGUUAGACUUCUUAUUUAUCUCUUACAAAGUCAACGAUGAGGCCUUCAAAUAGUUUUUAAUCUAUUGAGAUUGGGUAUUGUUUUCAAACAAAAAAAAGAACAUGAAAAAAAUUCCAUUAUUCAAAGAUAAUACGUUGAUAGUUUUCAGAGAGAGAUAUAUUCAUAAGUUCGAUGAGAAGCUCGAAUUCUCCCUCAAUUAUCUUUCAUGUUCCCAUUUCUAUGCGUCAGGUUGACGAAGACAGCGAACUCGAUGAGCAAAGAAUGAAGGCGCGACGGCGGUUCAGCUACGAGAACAUCGACGGCGUGGGCGACGACGCGAGCAGCGACAGUCGUGGCAGGACCGAUCACGACAGCACCGACGAGACAAGCCGAGUGCGUGUCUUCAGUUCAAUUCCAAGUCAGAACUCAAUCAACAGAACGGCGACACUUCGCACGACGAAGACGCCGAGUCCUCGCAGCACACCGACGUGGCCGGCAGUGACGACGGCGGCGGAAGUCGGCCGCUUCUGGAGGACGACGGGCUGGAAGAUGAUGACGACGUUUGCCUCCUUCUUGCCUUCUGAACCAUUUUUUUUUCUGUUCUAGCACGAACUUCUGGAGGGAUACCACUGUGUGAGGAUAUCAGACGUGCGUGGUCCGCUGUUCGUCGACGCGACUGUCAGUCAGACGAACCCUUUCCUCCGAGCCGCCGAGGAGACUCCCAAGACUUUGUCUCCAGCGGCACCUUUCCACGUACCAGCAACGAGUCCCACCUUUGUAAGACGAUGAAAUAAAUAAAGCUGAAGAUCGAACUCGAAGUUUUCAGACACCUCAAUGGGGCGAUGAGAAUGUCGCGACGGACGGAGGGCGUUGGGGAGAGCGACGAGACACGGUUUUUGAGAAGAGCAUCUACGAAAAAGAGACAAACUUCGCUCCUGCGACUUUGCCGCGCCAGUCAACUCCUUUGGCUGCUGUUCCUCGCUUCCCUACCAAGGUAUUCAAUGUAUCUGGGUUUCGAAGGGCUUCGCGAACGUUUUUCAGUAAACUUUAAGUUUUUUGUGUUCAAAUAACAAUGUUAUUCUUUUACUAGCAUUUGUGAGAGUGGAGAUGGUCGAAUUAAGUUUAGAUUAAGCUGAAUUAAAGAGAAAACUAUUUUCGAACUGUGUCCGUUUUCAAUCAUAUAUUGAUGUUAAAUUAUUUGGGUCUCGAUAUCACCACAUAAAAGUUCAAAAUGCUCUCUGAAAAAAAACAACUAAAAGGGAUAUUCAGCCAGACUUGCCGUUGACAGCUCCCGUGUCGAUCGAGUCUUCAUCGCAGCCAGGUAGUUGGAUCAUGAUCUGUUGGACAAACAGACGACACUUUCAGCUGUCGGAACGCUCAUUCAAGUGGGCACUCCUACGGUCGUCGAGCCGCGUACCGUCGGACCAAUCGGCGCCGACGCGAUGGGCGGUCCCACUUCCACCACAACCGCCUUUAUCAACGUCACUCCGGUACGGAAUCCCGAACAAGAGUCCCUGCAAACACCAAAAGCCUGAACAAAGUUAUAGUCAAUAGCAUCCAUGUUCCAAAAAUCCUUAUUUUUUAAGGUUAAAAGGGAAAUGGAGCUUGAACCUGACAGAUCCAUGAGAACAGCAAUGAUCAAAAGCUUUGCUAAACGUUGAAAUUAAAUCUCCAGUAUGAAACAUUUGAGAAAUCAUUCUCGCUAUAAAUUAUCAAAAAGUUCGAGGUAGCUAAGAUUUCGAAGAAAGAUCAUAUAUACUGUAAUAAACACAUUUCGAAAUGUUCAUCCAUUUCUCAUUAGAAACGUUUUUUUUUCCAAGAAAACCAGCCAUCAAAAAAAAAACGAAAGAAAAAUUCGCUUCGAUUUUUAAAACUUUGGAUACUCUGUGCGGCCCCAAUUACAAGAGAAAAGGAAAUAUUUCGAAGCUUUUUUUGAUAUGAUUUUCUAUAGUUGACGGCUGCCAUCACUACGACGGCGACAAUUGUUCCGGCCAAAGUCCCCUCGCCGCAGCCGAGGAAACCCUCUGUGCCGACGUUCAUCGAAGGACCAAAGACGCCGAAACCGAAAACGAAGUCUUCGACGAGCUCGUCGAAGAAGAAAGAAGUGGCCGCAGAUGAGGCGACGUCUUCUGCUGGCAGCAACUUGGAGACGGACGGCAGCGAGGCCGAGAUGUUCACCUCGACUUCCAGCGACAAGACGUCGUCGGCCUUGCGCAAGAAAAAGAAGACGUCGACCUUCGGAAUGCGCUCUUCUCAUCCGAACGUCGUCGCUGCCGGGGUGGCCUUCUCGUCGCCGGUGCCUCCUGUGGUGAAGAAGUCUUCGAGUGAGUUGAAGAACAGAAUCUUAAUUGCAGAGGAUGUUUUCAGAGGAGAAAAAGUCUUCUUCGACAAAACGCGGCAGCACAGGCGUUCUCAACGCCUCCUUCGUCAAUAACUCGUUCCAGGCUGAAGACGUCGACUCCACGACGCUUUGA
Molecule: messenger RNA, 9027 nt
Organism: Caenorhabditis auriculariae
Lineage: Eukaryota; Metazoa; Nematoda; Chromadorea; Rhabditida; Rhabditidae
Source: the annotation of a GenBank genome assembly